UUGGCCACGAUUUUCGUAAUCGAAGUCCGCCAAUGCCCUAAGUGGUUUAUCUGGCCGAACCGCAAUCGCCGCAAUGAUGAUGAAGUCGAUGAGAACCAUAACAAGAAUGACUAUCAACAGCCGGUCUAUAGCAAUCAGAAUCCAUUUGCAACCUAUUCGUCGACGCAAAACGGCUACGGCGCAAUUCGCCGAAAUGUUUUGCGUGGCUCAAAACGCAUGCAACUAGAGAAAGAAGGAGUACAUGGCCGUACGGCGUCUGAACCAGCCAGACGGCUUUCGUCGAAAAAGGACAAAGCCGUUACCGAACCGAUUCAAUCCGGUAGUCCGUCUAAUACGUUCAAAAUCCUGUCAAUCGCCAAGAAGUGGGAAAGUUUUGACGCGACGGACGACGAAUCUGAAGAGGUGGUAGUGAGCUCAUGCACCCAGAUCAAUCUGACGGAUGUAACGGAACGCAGGUGGACGGCCAAUUAG
Haemonchus placei is the source of this 471-nucleotide messenger RNA. Lineage: Eukaryota; Metazoa; Nematoda; Chromadorea; Rhabditida; Trichostrongylidae. The record is from the annotation of a GenBank genome assembly.